AUGACACCUGAUCCCACUUCCUGUGUUUCAGAGGUCUUCCUCGUAUUUCUUAUCCUGAUCCAGUUUUAUACCACAGAAUCCCAAAUUACCAAACACACUUCAAACUCUUAUCGUAAUUGCAGUAAAGUGUGUAGACGUGAAAAGAUUGAUUGUGCUAACGAGUGUCGUGUAGACCAUAUUCGUAAUCGGAAGGACUUUUUGGAAUGUGCUGUAGAGUGUAAAGAGGACUAUGUAGAGUGUGAUACAGAAUGCAUGUGUUUGAUACCAUGUGACCAACAGAGGGCCAAUUGUAUACAAGACUGUGCGACGCGAGAAGGUCGGUCCAAACGCAGGUGCUACCGGACGUGCUUUAAAGACUUCCAUGAAUGCUAUGAUGAGUGUAUGUAGUUCAUAAUAGAACUGACCUUGACAUUCUGAGUCAGAGAAUCGGUGACGUAACUGUCUCGCUAUAGUGACAUGUAGGGCUGUAUCUUUUGAAGUUUUUGAAUCAAGGUUUAUUGGAUUAAUAAAAAGAUUUAGAAAUUGACA
Molecule: messenger RNA, 528 nt
Organism: Saccostrea cuccullata (small rock oyster)
Lineage: Eukaryota; Metazoa; Mollusca; Bivalvia; Ostreida; Ostreidae
Exons: 2
Coding region: 1-387 (128 amino acids)
Source: RefSeq, a predicted model, not a curated record